This is a messenger RNA of Hipposideros armiger (great roundleaf bat), 10045 nucleotides long. It is a transcript of the gene HELZ2, whose product is annotated as helicase with zinc finger 2. Lineage: Eukaryota; Metazoa; Chordata; Mammalia; Chiroptera; Hipposideridae. The record is from RefSeq and is a predicted model, not a curated record. The coding region runs from base 112 to 8934 and encodes 2940 amino acids. The transcript has 20 exons. Gene Ontology annotation, molecular function: RNA nuclease activity; metal ion binding; 5'-3' DNA helicase activity.
GUCACCCCCGGGGCAGAAUCGAAAGUGAUCGCGCGGCGGGCGCGGCCGAAUGGGGGACUUCUCUUCAAGGGUGAUCGGCCCCAGAGGACCCGCUGAGCCCCUGAGUCUCAAAUGGCAACCCGCACAGUCAGGUCAGCAUCGGAGAGGGUGUCCCCGGGGUCUGGCCCAUCGCCCAGCAGCGCCACGGCCACCCAGGAGCCAUCUCUGGACAGGCUGCGCGCCCAGCUGGACCUGUGUCUGGGCUGCUCUCGCUGUGCGCAGCGCCUCAACGAGAGCACCUACCUCCUGCAUGCGGUGGAGCACAGCUGCCCCCGCGAGAUCCUGCUGGCCCGCUUCAAGCGAGCCGCCAAGAGCAGGGUCUGGCGCAAGGUGGACCUCCGGCCGAGCUUCCCGCGGCCUGCCCGCUAUCAGGUCUGCCGCUACUACCGCCCUGGGCAGGGCUGCCGCCGGCACCGCAACCAGUGCACCUUCGCCCGCAGCCCCGAGGAGGCACUGGUCUGGACCUUUGAGCGCGAGCACAGCCUCCACCGCCUGCGGCUGAAGGCCCUGGUGCAGGGUGGCAGGGCCCGGGGCGGGCUGCACGGCCUGGCUGAUGUCAUCCGUGCGGAGUUUGGUGGCCACUUUCAGCUGCUCUGUUCCCAUUGCUUCCGGCACUGCCCCCCCCGCCUCUGCCCCGUGGACCCCCAGGGCCGGUGCCCCAAGCAUGGAGCCUGCCCCUCGGUCCUGACCCAUGUGAGGUCUGAGGGCCGUCGCAAGCAGCAGGUCACAGAGGUGCGGCCACGGCCCCAGCACUGCCAGAGGCUGGCCUAUUGCAUAUUCGUGGGGCGCGGGUGGCCGUGCCGGCACGGGGCACCCCGCUGCCAGUAUGCACACAGCGCUGUGGAGAUGGCUGUGUGGGAGGCCGAGCAGCUGGGUGGAUUCCAGCGCAGGGACCUGCUCACACGCCUGACCCCCAGGGGGGACAGGCCCCCAGCCCACCACCACCAGCCCUCUACAGUCCAGCUGUACUGCCAUGCCUGCCUGGUCACCUGCCACUCCCAGGAGGCCUUUGAGAACCACUGCUCAUCUCUGGAGCACGCACAGAUGGUGGUCCUGGACCAGGCCGUGCCCUGGAAGCACCGAAGCCCUCCCGCUGGGCUCUCCACCUUCGAGCUCUGCCCCAGGCCCGACCUCUGUGAGUACGGGGACGUCUGCACCAAGGCGCACUCAGAGCAGGAGCUGCAGGAGUGGACACAGCGUGUGCAGACCGUGGCGCUGCGGGAGCAGGCGGCCUGGCAGGAGGGGCUGGUGCCCUACAAGGCGCGGCUGCUGGACGAGUACCAGCGCAGCAGCACCGAAGUCCUGGUGCUGGCUGAGACUGUCGAUGGUGUGUCCGUCAGCUGCAACCAGCCCCUGGUGCAUCGGGCCCAGGAGAAGAACACUGAGCACAGCUGGAUGUUUGUUGUCCACUCUGAGGAGCCCCUGCAACAUGUGGCCCUGCUCAAGCAGGAACUGGGAGCAGACUUCUCACUGGUGGCCCCGCGCCUCCCUCCGGGCCAGCUGUACGCGCAGGGGGAGCGUUUCUGUGUGCCUGACCGCCCUACCGAGUUCCAGGUGGGAGUGUGUGUGCAGAGCACCUCCUUUGGCACCUUCGAGCAGUGGGUGGUCUUCGACUUUGGCCGCCGGCCGGUGCUACUGCAAAAGCUGGAGUUACAGCUGGGCCAGGUGCACUGCCCGGGGCUCUCGGGGUCGCCGGUGCCCGGCCACCAUGAGGAGCUAGAGCGUUGGCACACUGGCAACCGCCAUGUGGUACCUGGCGUGGAGCGCACAGCGGAGCAGGCAGCCCUGAUGGCCAAGUACAAGGUGCCAGCCCUGGCCCUCGAGUUCCAGCGCAACGGCCCAGCCCCGGGUCCCCUCUCCCACACCAACUACCGGCAGAGGAUGCACCAGUUUCUCUACGAAGAGGAGGCCACCCAACAAGAGCUGGUGGCUAAGCUGAACCUCCGGGGCCCCGUGUCCCUGAAGACGGCCCUGCAGACACCAGCCCUCGGCAUGCUGUUCGCACCGCCGGGAGCCCUGUAUGCCGAGGUCCCCAUCCCCUCCUCCCUGACACCUGACACAGACCAGGGCUUCCUGCUGGGCCGGGCGGUCAGCACGGCCCUUGUGGCCCCUGUGCCUGCCCCUGACAACACGGUGUUCGAGGCGCGGCUGGAGCCCCGGGCCAGCUCAGAGCAGGCCCGGUGGUUGCUGCUGCCGGAGCGCUGCUGUGCGGCCCUGGGGCUGCGGCCCGAGGCCAGCCCCCUGCUGGAGGUGCAGUUCCAGAUCGACCCGCUGACCUUCCGCCUCUGGCACCAGGCAGUGGACGCGCUGCCGGACGAGCGGCUGGUGGUGCCCGACCUGCCCGCCUGUGCCCUGCCCCGCCCCCGGCCCAGCCCGUCCGCGCUGCAGGGCAACCGCAAGCAGAAGCUGGCCGUGGAGUUCAUCGCGGGCAGCGGCCCUAAGGGCACGCAGCCCAUCGCCCCGCUGCUCAUCUACGGCCCCUUCGGGACGGGCAAGACCUACACACUCGCCAUGGCCUCCCUGGAGGUCAUCCGACAGCCUCACACCAAGGUGCUCAUCUGCACACACACCAACAGCGCGGCUGACAUCUACAUUCAGGAGCACUUCCACAGUUACGUGAGCAGCGGCCACGCUGAGGCCAGGCCUCUCCGGGUGAUGUACACAGACCGUCCGCCGAGCCAGACGGACACAGCCACGCUGCAGUACUGCUGCCUGACUGAGGACCUCCGGGCCUUCCGCCCACCCACGCAUGCGGAGCUGGAGCGGCACCGCAUUGUGGUGACCACCACGUCGCAGGCCCGCGAGCUCGGGGUGCCCGCUGGCUUCUUCUCUCACAUUCUCAUCGACGAGGCCGCCCAGAUGCUGGAGUGCGAGGCCCUGAUCCCGCUGCGCUACGCCCUGCCAGGCACCCGGGUGGUGCUGGCCGGUGACCACAUGCAGGUCACGCCCAGGCUGUUCAGCGUGGACCGGGGACGCGCCGCCAGGCACACGCUGCUGCACCGCCUGUUCCAGCACUACCAGCAGCAGGCGCACCAGGUGGCCCAGCGCAGCCGUAUCAUCUUCCACGAGAACUACCGCUCCACCGAGGCCAUUGUCACCUUUGUGUCACGCCACUUCUACGUGGCCAAGGGCACCCCCAUCCACGCCAGCGGCAAGGUCCCACGCCACCCCCGGCGCUACCCGCUCAUGUUCUGCCACGUGGCCGGGAGCCCAGAGCGUGACAUGUCAAUGACGUCGUGGCUCAACACGGCUGAGGUCAUCCAGGUCAUCGAGCAGGUGCAGGAAGUCUACGACACCUGGCCCCACUGCUGGGGCGGCCGGGACAAGAGGCACAUCUGCGUUGUGUCCCAUGGCGCCCAGGUGAGCGCGCUGAGGCAGGAGCUGAGGAGGCGGGACCUGGGCCAGGUGUCCGUGGGUAGCUUUGAGAUCCUGCCAGGGCGGGAGUUCCGUGUGGUGGUACUCAGCACGGUGCACAGCCAGCACAGCCUGCGGAGCCCAGGGGCGCCCGGCCUGGAAUUCUUCACAGACGCCCGCGUGCUCAACACCAUCAUGACCCGCGCUCAGUCCCAGGUGGUGGCCGUGGGUGACGCCAUGUCCCUCUGCUCCUUCGGGGCCUGCAGCAAACUCUGGAAGAGCUUCAUUCGUGAUUGUGUGGAGCAUUGCAGUGUCUGCCCCGAGGGCCUGUUGCUGGAACAGAUCGAGCAGGGGGUGAUCCAGAGGCAGCGCUGGGCCCGCUGCCUGCAGCCUGCGGCCCCACCGGCAGAGCAAUCCGUGGCAGUGGUGGCCGGGGACACUGGCCCAGAGGAGGGGACAGCAGGGGGCCCAGCCACAGGGCAUGCGGCUGCGGUGAACGUGGAGCCGGGGGCCGUGUCCGAGGCCGAUGGGGGUGCACUCCUGCCCAGGGCCUCGGAGGCAGGAGACGCGGCCACACAGGAGGCAGAGGCUGUGAGGUGCCCAGCAGCCGGGGACGCAGCAUCAGCAGGGAACUCAACAGCCACAGAGAGUGAGGACCCCGGGGACCCCGAGGACUCUGAGUCUGACUUCUGGCCCUCCGACUGGGAGCUGAACACCGAUGACCCCAUCCUGCAGGAGCUCUUGGACGAGAGCCAGAAUGUGACGGUGACUGUCCGGGAGGACGGGCUGCUGGACACCGUCGCCAGGCCCGCAUCCCCACAGCGGGCCCGGCAGUACGUGUCCCUGCCGCGGGCCACGAUGCGCCACCUGCUGCGCACGGAGCCCGAGAGGCACUACCGCUGUACCUUUGUACAGGAGACCUUCGAGCGGGCUACGGCUGUCCCGCUGGACAACUUGGGCCCUGGCCCCAUCCAGGUCAGGGGCCGCUUGCACUGCGGGAUGGCCUUCACUGGGGACGAGGUGCUGGUCAAGGUCCUGGGUGGCGAAAGGGGUUCUGCCGGGCGGCCGCAAGGCCGCGUGCUGGGCGUGCUAAAGCGGAGGCGCCAAGAGCUGGCAUUUGUGUGCCGCAUGGAUGAGUGGGACCCUCGUAUCAUGACCCCUAUCGAUGGCUCCGUGACCAAGAUCUUUGUGGCUGAGCUGAAGGACCCGCAGCUGGUGCCCGUGCACUGUCUCUGGAGGGGCCGCCUGCAGCGGGUGACACAUGAGCGGCUCCCCGCCCAGGCCUGGCGCCGCCGGUUGUUCUGGGUGCGUGUUGUCCUGUGGCGGGAACGCUUCUACUACCCGCUGGGCAUCGUGCUGGAGGUGCUGCCUGAGGCCACCACCUGGGAGCAGGGCCUGCGCAUCCUGAACCUGGAGUACGAACUGCGGGAACUCUCGCCUGACCCGGCCACGGUCUCCAAGGUGCUGCAGAAGUACCGCACUGAGCUCAGCCGAGCGCCCAGCUGCCGGGAGGACUGCCGUGGCUUCCUGACCUUCACCGUGGACCCCCAGGGCGCCUGCAACCUGGACGACGCCCUUGGCGUCCGGGACCUGGGCCUCAGGUACGAGGUGGCCGUGCACAUUGCCGAUGUGGCCAGCCUCGUGCCCAGGGAUGGGCCGCUGGACGUGGAGGCCCGCAGGCUGGGCACCGCGUUCUAUGCCCCCAACCAGGAGCCAACGCCCAUGCUGCCGGCCGGCCUUUGCCAGGACGUGCUCAGCCUCCUGCCCGGCCAGGACCGCCUGGCCAUCUCCCUCUUCCUCACCUUCGAGAAGGGCAGUAACCAGCUCAAGAGCCUGCGCUUUGCGCCCUCCAUCAUCCACUCCAACCGCCAGCUGUCCUACGAGGAGGCUGAGCAGGCAAUCAGGGAGCAUCCGGGGGCCGGCCUAGAGCUGCCAGACCGCCUGGACUCCGUGGACGCCUGUGUGGUGGCCGCAUGCUACUUCGCCCACGUGCUGCGCCAGCGUCGCCUGCAGGCUGCCUGCUACUACGAGCAGCCAGAUGAGGACAGCAAGCUGGGCUUCCGUGCGGCCCACGCCAUGGUCAAAGAGUACAUGAUUCAGUUCAACAGACUAGUGGCUGAGUUCCUGGUGGGCAGGGAGCACACUCAGACGGUCACGCCGCUGCGGUGGCAGCCUAUGCCCAGCAGCCGCCAGCUCGAAGCUGUGAGCGAGAAGCACGGGCAGCUGGUGCCGCUGUCACUACACCUGCGCCAGCACCUGCAAGGCCACAGCCCCCCCGCUCCACAGCUGCACCUGCUGGCCACGCUCUGGAAGCACGUCCAGCUUGCAGCCCACGCGCAGGAUACCGGCCGGCUGGUGGACCUCAUCACCACGGACGACAUGCACCCUUCACUGGCUCCUGUGGGCCUAGACUUCCGCAAAGCCCUGGGCCGCUCCGCCUUCAGCCGCUCUAGCCAGGGUGAGCAGCAGCCGGCCAGGCACUACUCGCUACAGGUGGACUGGUACACCUGGGCCACCUCGCCCCUCCGCAGGUACCUGGACCUAGUGCUGCAGCGGCAGAUCCUGCUGGCGCUGGGCCAGGGGGGUCCCACCUAUUCUGCCAGGGACAUCGACGGGCUGUGCCAGGACUUUAACCGCCAGAACUCACGUGCCCAGAGCUACCAGCGCCAGGCCCGCAGCCUGCACCUGGCCACGCGGCUCAAAGCCCAGCCGCAUGACAAGCUGGGCUUUGCAGUGGACGUGGAGGAGGGCGCCCGCUGCUUCAGGCUGUUCUUCCCAGCCAACCGUGAGACGCUGCCCGACCCCUGCCCUGUGCACUACCGCUUCCUACAGCUGGCCGAGCACCCACACGGCCUGGUGAACCGGCCCGGCCUGCGGCUGGUGUGGCGCCGCCGCAUCUAUUCAGUGCGGCCGAAUGGGCCGUGCCCCCCACUGUGCGGAGCCCUGCUCGACUCGCACACGCGGCCCGUGGAUGCUGCCCUGUGGCAGCAGCUACUGGAGCUGGUGGAGGAACAGCGGUGGCCGGAGGCAGCUGCCCUCGUGCGGGGGUGGGGCACCGCAGAGCCACCGAGGCGGGAGGUGGGGCGGGUGGUGCGCAGCGGCUGUGGCCACUUUGUGGAGGUGACCCGGGAGCUGGGCCGUGGGGACGUGCUGCAGGUGCAGCUCAGUGCCACCCUGCAGCGGGGCAUGCUGGCACCAGCCCUGCAGCUGUGGACUGUGGUGCCUGGCGUCAGCCUCUGCCUGGAGCACACGGAACGGCCCGGGGACUGCUUCUCAGGCCACGUGCCCCAGGCGGGGCAGGAACGCUGGUGCAGCGUGAACGACUACUCCCGCGUGUGGGAGCCGUUCUGCUCCCUGGAGGCGUCCACCAACUCGGUGGCCGAGAACGACGCCAUCACGCUGCAGCACGUGACCGUGACCUGGGACGCAGAGGACAUGGCCCAGGGGCAGCUUCAGGGCACCUUCCGCCUGGAGGCCGCCUUCCUCAGCGAGCACUGCAUUGACAUCAGCUGGGGACACUGUUACCUCUGCAUCCGGCUCGAGGGGCUGCGGGCCGUGCCCGACACAGGGGAACCAUGCCCCCCAGCCACCACACCCCGUGGGCCCAGCAGCCUUGGCCCUGUCCUGAGUAUCGACCCUGACACGUACACCUGGGUGGCCCAUGGGCUGACGGAGGAUGGGGACUCGAGUCCAAAGGAUGGCCGGCAAGAGGCCUCCAAGCAGGUGCAUUUCUUCAUUCACCACAUGGCCAUGGAGAAGGUUCCGGAAGAGGUGCUGAGGCCUGGCGCCCAGUUCACCAUUGAGGUGCUGCCCAAGCAGCUUCCAGACCUCCGCAAGGAGGAAGCCGUGCGUAAGCUGAAGAGCUCAUCCCAGCUGGUCAUCAGCAUCGCCCUGGGCCGCCCCAUCCCCCUGCCCCGCCACCCUUCCCGCCACCCUUCCCGCCACCCUCCUGGCCGCCCGCCUGGCCAGCAUUCCCUCCACAGAGGGACCGCCCACAGGCUCCUGGAGCGAGAGACCUUUGACAUCCCCGGAGGCCGCCACAAGCUGAACCCCAGCCAGACCGGGGCCGUCAGAGAGGCUCUGAAGAAACAGUUCACCGUCAUCCAGGGCCCGCCAGGCACGGGGAAGACGGUGGUGGGCUUCCACAUAGUAUUCUGGUUUCACAAGCUGAACGAGGAAUGGGUGCCAGCCCGCGCCCCCUCCGAUAAGGACAAGGUGCUGGGAAGACCCUGCAUCUUGUACUGCGGCCCCUCUAACAAGUCGGUGGACGUCCUGGCAGGACUGCUCCUGAGCAGGAAAGCAGAGCUGAAGCCCCUCCGAGUGUACAGCGAGCAGGCUGAGGCCACCGAGUUCCCCAUGCCAGGCGUGGGCAGCAGGGGCCUGUUCAAGAAGACCCCUGGGGAGGGGAGGCCCAACCAGAACCUCAGGAGUAUCAGCCUGCACCACCGGAUCCGGCAGAACACCAAUCCCUACGCAUCAGAAAUCAAGGCUUUUGACGUCCGGCUGCAGAAAGGGGAGGUCUUCUCCAAGGAAGACCUCAGCUGGUAUAAGAAGGUCUUGGGAAAGGCCCGGACGUUUGAGCUGGAGCGGCACAGCGUCAUCCUGUGCACGUGCUCAUGUGCAGCCUCGGCCAGCCUCAAGAACCUGGAUGUCCGGCAGAUCCUUGUGGACGAGGCGGGCAUGGCCACGGAGCCCGAGACCCUCAUCCCGUUGGUGAACUUCUCUCAGGCUGAGAAGGUGGUUCUUCUCGGGGACCACAAACAGCUGCGGCCAGUGGUCAAGAAUGAACACCUGCAAAGCCUGGGGCUGGAUCGGUCCCUGUUUGAGAGGUACCACAGGGACGCCUAUAUGCUGGACACGCAGUACCGCAUGCACGAGGGCAUCUGUGUCUUCCCUUCCAUGGAGUUCUACCAGAGCAAGCUGAAGACCUGGCAGGGCCUGAGGCGGCCGCCCAGCAUCCUAGGCCAUGCCCAGAAGGAGAGCUGCUGUGUCAUUUUUGGUCACGUGCAGGGCCAUGAGCAGAGCCUCCUGGUGUCCACGGAUGAAGGGAAUGAGAACUCCAAGGCCAAUCAGGAGGAGGUGAAAGAGGUGGUCCGCAUCGCCAGACAGCUGACCCUGGACAGGACAGUGGACCCCAAGGACAUUGCCAUCCUCACGCCCUACAAUGCACAGGCCGCAGAGAUCAGCAGGAAACUUGCACAGGCGGGUGUCACCGGAGUGACGGUGUGCUCCAUCACCAAGAGCCAGGGGAGCGAGUGGCGCUACGUGCUGUUGAGCACCGUCCGCUCAUGCCCGGAGAGCGACUUGGACCAGCGGCCGACUAAGAGUUGGCUGAAGAGGUUCCUGGGCUUCGUGGUGGACCCCAACCAAGUGAACGUGGCCAUCACCCGGGCCCAGGAAGGGCUCUGCCUCAUAGGGGACCACCUGCUCCUGCGCUGCUGCCCGCUGUGGCGCCGGCUCGUGGACUUCUGUGAUGCCCAGGGCAGUCUCGUGCCUGCUGACCAGGUGCGGGUCCAGAGGAGGCCAGCUGUGUUGCUGUGAAGAGCUCCUCACCUGUCCACUGCCCUCAAGCUGCCCAGACAGCAAGGACAAGUCCCACACUGCCCUGCGCUGGCUGCCUCGCAGGCCCCGCUCAGCGGAAUCCCAUGUGCCUUCUGUGGUCACUGCCAGCCACCACCCGGCCACCACCCGGCACUCUUGCCUGCCUGACUGGGUGAGGGCUGUGGCAGCCGGCCGUGGUGCUGGACAGUAACCAGCUCCUGGAGUCGGCUCAUCCCUGGCAGGGUGCAGGCCAGGCCCCACCCCAGCGGGAUGCACAUGAACUUAGGAGGGAAGGGGCGGGCCAGGGGAUGCCCACCCUCCCCACUGACCUGCUUUUGCCACCACAUUGGUGACAGAGCAUGUCGCAGUGGGGGUGGAGGCCUGGGGACCAACAGGACACCAUCUGGUGUCGCUGGGAAGGUGUGGGUUCAGGAAGGAGACCCUGUUGGGGCUGCACUUUGUUCUUCGGGUGCCAUCCCGACCACCGUGGUGCCAGCCAUGGUGUUCAGCUUUCUUUUCUAUUUUUAAAUAAACCAAAAGCCAGCGUCUUUUUUACUGCAACAGGGUUCUCAGCCUAGACUCAGGGCAGAGGCUUUCCUGGAAGUGAGGCCCUUUUCUCUGCCACCACUGCCCUGUCCCCCAGCCUGGCAGGCAGGGAGAAGGCUGACCAGAACCCGGUGGGGACCUGCCCAUCCCGGCCGUGCAGUGUGUGCAAUCCUCCCAUGGGAAUGUGGUUGGCGGUGGGACCACGGCACCCCCAGGACAGGCUGUCAUGUGCUUCUGACCUGGGGUCCGCACCCCAGAGGCCUGCAGGGCUGGGGACCUUCACCUGCCCCUCAGGGUGCAUCUGUGUCCUGCUUCCACACCUGCCCCAGCCCACCCAGAGGCAUCUCUGACCCUGGGUUUCAGUGCAAUCCCACUGUCCCCGUGGGCUGGGGGACACUGCAAACAAGUGUUUACACCAGGAAGGGCUUGCCCCAACCUGUGGCCUGGCUACAGUCCCUGGGGAACACUCUGUGUUGUCUGAUUCUGAUGCUUUCUACAAAUUUCUACAUUCCAGUUUUUUACCUCCUCUUGGACUCUUAUAUGAUUAAACAUUAAUUUUAUUAUA